GUUUAAAUAGCCGCUCCUAGCCGCUCAACGCUUCAGAGAGCCCCAGCGCGCUAAGAACCAACCAGCUAUUCUUCACCAGACCCGCUCACACACAGAAACAUGAUUAAGAAAAUGAGUCCCUCGGAGAACGAGUUUGACAUCCCGGCGAAAAACUGCUACAGGAUGGUCAUUCUCGGAUCCACCAAAGUUGGCAAGACGGCGAUAGUGUCUCGCUUCUUGAACGGACGCUUCGAGGAGCAGUACACGCCGACCAUAGAGGACUUCCACAGGAAACUCUACAACAUUAAAGGAGAUGUGUAUCAGCUGGACAUUUUGGAUACUUCAGGGAACCAUCCGUUCCCAGCUAUGAGGAGGCUAUCCAUUCUCACAGGUGAUGUUUUCAUCCUGGUGUUCAGUCUGGACAACCGCGAGUCGUUUCAUGAGGUCCAGCGGCUCAAGCAGCAGAUCUACGAGACCAAGUCCUGCCUUAAAAACAAGACCAAAGAGAACGUGGACGUCCCGUUGGUCAUCUGCGGGAACAAGGGCGAUCGCGAGUUUUACCGUGAGGUUCAGCGCGAGGAGAUCGAGCAGCUGAUCGCCGGCGACGAGCAGUGCGCCUACUUCGAGAUCUCCGCCAAGAAGAACACUAACGUGGAUCAGAUGUUCCAGAGACUCUUUACCCUCGCCAAACUGCCCAACGAGAUGAGCCCGGACCUCCAUCGCAAGGUGUCCGUGCAGUACUGCGACAUUCUGCACAAGAAGUCCCUCCGAAACAAGAAGAUCAAGGACGGCGACGCGUACGGCGUCGUUGCGCCUUUUGCGCGCCGUCCGAGCGUGCAUAGUGACUUGAUGUACAUCAAAGAGAAGGCGAUAGGAGGCGCACAGGCGAAGGACAAAGAGAGAUGCGUUAUCAGCUAAACCCGAGGCGCUUCCAGCGCUGCUGCGGUCAUUCUUAUGGGAUGCAGCCGUCUCGCUGCAGUCUCUUGGCUGAGGGAGUUGUGCCUGUUGCGGUGACUCCGGAUCGAUCGCGUUCGCACCGGCGGUAGAAGUCAUCGGCUUGAGCGCUCACCUCGCGACGUGUAAUGCUCUCGAGAUCUCCUGGACAGAAUACCGACUCUGUUCAGCUCAGUCCGAGCGCUCUGUGAUGUGGCUUAUCAACUCCAUGCUUCAAAUGUGCUUUCUUAGAACAUUUGCCUUGUCGAGUGCUGAGGGGAGAACGGGGAGUUGGGUUGCAAUGUCAGCUGUUUACAUUUUUCGGUUAGAUUCGAUCACAGUGAAAUCCACUUGAAUGUUUUAUUGCAAUGUGAACAAUUUUUUUACUGUCAAUGAAUGUAUAUUUAUUCUUCUAUGUCGAUGUUGAAUUUGACACAUGGAAAACAGAAAUAAAAUCAUUUUUCAAGAA
Molecule: messenger RNA, 1381 nt
Organism: Sinocyclocheilus grahami
Lineage: Eukaryota; Metazoa; Chordata; Actinopteri; Cypriniformes; Cyprinidae
Product: dexamethasone-induced Ras-related protein 1
Exons: 2
Coding region: 100-897 (265 amino acids)
Biological process (GO): signal transduction
Molecular function (GO): GTPase activity; G-protein beta-subunit binding; GTP binding
Source: RefSeq, a predicted model, not a curated record